AUGACGGACGCCGGGGAAGGAAUCCAGAAAAAGCGCAAGCUGCCCGAGGUCUCGGAGAUCGAGAUCGAUGUAUCGGCCCCCGAACCGCCCUCCAAGAAGGCCUUGAGAAAAGCGAAGAAGAAGGGUACCGAGGACCCAUCCGACGCCACUACCGACAAACCCACCGAGGAGACGGACCCCAAGAAGGAGGACCCUGCCGCGGCGAAGCGGUCGGAGUACGGAGUCUGGAUUGGAAACCUGCCCUUCUCUGCGACCAAGGACGACGUCCGUCGAUUCUUCACGACCCAUUGCUCCUUUACGGAGACCACCAUCACCCGCCUGCACAUGCCGCGGCCGGCCGACAAGAACGCCCGCGCCCAGAACCGAGGAUUCGCCUACGUUGACUUCUCGACAGCCAAGGCCGCGACGGAGGCGAUAGCGCUGAGCGAGAAGCUCCUGACGGGUCGCCGUGUGUUGAUCAAAGAUGCGAAGAGCUUUACGGGUCGGCCUCAGCCGACGGAGGGAGAGGACGGCCAGAAGGCUGGCACCGCGGCGGCGGUGUCCGGCCCCCCGCCCUCGAAGCGGAUAUUCGUCGGGAACCUUGGCUUCGACACGACCAAGGAGAUGCUGGAGGAGCACCUGGGCCAGUGUGGCCCCAUUAACGAUGUCCACAUGGCUACCUUCCAGGACAGUGGAAAAUGCAAGGGCUACGCGUGGGUGAGAUUCCAGGAUCUGGCGGCGGCGGAAGCCGCGGUCAAGGGAUUUGUGAUGGUCAAGGAAGAUGACGAGGAUGAGGAGGAGGAAGAAGAGGAGGGGAAGGAAGAGGAGAAGGAAGAGAAGGAGGAGAAGGAGUCUUCGAAACAGCGCCGAAAGCCCAAGAAGCCGCAGCAGAGACGGGUGUGGGUGAACAACCUGUUAGGGCGACGCAUGCGAAUGGAAUUUGCGGAAGAUGCCACCACUCGGUAUAAUAAACGCUACGGGAAGGGCAGCAAGACCAGAACGAAUGAUGGUGAGGGGGGCGCGACUGGCGAUGCGAUUAGGGAGAUGCCUGCGCGUGCCAAGCGCGACAAACCGGAUUAUACCAGAUACGAUUCGGAUACGGUGCAGAAGCUGAGCGGUGCCAUUGUGGAGGCCAAGGGACAGAAGGUCACCUUUGACUAA
This is a messenger RNA of Aspergillus campestris IBT 28561, 1140 nucleotides long. RefSeq names its product putative RNA binding protein Rnp24. The record is from RefSeq and is a predicted model, not a curated record. The transcript has a single exon. The coding region runs from base 1 to 1140 and encodes 379 amino acids. Gene Ontology annotation, molecular function: RNA binding. Lineage: Eukaryota; Fungi; Ascomycota; Eurotiomycetes; Eurotiales; Aspergillaceae.